This is a messenger RNA of Leguminivora glycinivorella, 1597 nucleotides long. RefSeq lists its product as uncharacterized. The coding region runs from base 401 to 1258 and encodes 285 amino acids. The record is from RefSeq and is a predicted model, not a curated record. Lineage: Eukaryota; Metazoa; Arthropoda; Insecta; Lepidoptera; Tortricidae. The transcript has a single exon.
ACACCCCGUCGUUUUUCCGUCGGGGGUUAAAAAUAGUUUGUUAAAGGAUGCCUACCUACCUAUAUCUACCUUUUUAUUAUGUAAUUAUGUAUAAUGUGUAUGUUUAUUUACAUAAUUAUAUUCAUCGAGGACUUGACUUGUUUCCUAUUCCUACUUUUGUUCUUAGGCUUUAUUUAUGAAUCUACGUAUUAAUAAGUUAAAAUCAUAUUUCAUUCUGAAUGGACAUGUAGUCUGGGAUCUAUAAUUAUUUAGGAUACUUAAUCAAGAUUAUUUUAAUAAAUAUUGUUUUUUAACACUUACGCUAGCUACUAGCUUGUCUGCUGAAUCUUAAUCUUUUUAUUAGACCCGACCCCGGUAAUUGCACACCGUAGUUACUUAUUGUUUGAGUUCAUGAGCAAACAUGUGCUGUAGAGCUGUUUACCUGGCCAUAUCCAAUGGUGUAUCAUUAUUAAUGUCGAUCGUCACAUCUGGUCACAAAUGUCUGUAUCACAAGUGCUGUCAAGAAACUUGCCUGCUUUCUCCGACAUCACACAAGAUCAUCCAGGAUAAAAUGUUACUGCCAAGCAUAUUAUUACCCAUUGAAAUAUUAUUAAACACAUUAAUAAAUCAGCAGUUGCAGGACUCUUUCUGCUUAACGUUUGUGACGGAAACAAAAUUAACCGUUAAUAUUCCCACAAACAUGAGUUAUAUGAUAAUACAGCCCAAUAACUCAGAACUGGUUGAUCAAAUUUUGUAUGCUUCGGAAAAAGGAUGUUCUGACUACAUAAUUCAAAUACAAGAGCCUAGUAACUUCAUGGUAGCUUUUGAGAAAGUGAAUCAUUUGGGAGAUAUAAGAAGAAGCGAUAAGAAACUCAUAUUUUUACCCUUUCAAGGUGACUCAGAUGAUGGAAGUGUUCUUACUGAUAUUUUGUCGCUGAUUGAGACUGGUUUUGUUGCUAAUAUACUGCUAAUAGUACCUUCUGUAAAAAGCUCAGACGAUUGUAAGGUGUAUGAUAUGAUAACUCAUACAUUUGUUGGCUCCGAUGAAGAAGUACAAAAACCAUUAUAUCUGGAUCUUUGGGAUUCUUGUACCGGCCGUUUCGAGAGAGGAGUGAAUCUGUUUCCUCACGACAUGUCGAAUUUAUACGGGAAGACAGUCAAAGUUGCAGCUUUUACGUAUAAACCUUACGUUUUAUUGGAUCUUGAUCCGUCUUUGAACCCUUUGGGCCGAGACGGCAUGGAAAUGAGAAUUAUCGACGAGUUCUGCAGGUAUUCCUAAUAAAAUUGCUAACAAAAUCUCAGGAGGUUCUAUUUGUGUUGGUAUUUUGUAGCUAUUGAGUACCAAAAAAGGUAAAAAAGUAUCCUACCGACUGCGCCAUGUAAUGUUAAGUAAUAAAAGAUUAUGGUUAUUGCACUCAGUUUAUUAUUUAGAAUUUCCUUUACACAUUUAUACACACGCGAUACCGAACACCGUCCAGCUCAGAGUGACCCUCAGUAUGGCUAAUCCUAAAAUUACUCGGUUCAUUCUAACAGAACACAAACUGUCUGUACUAAACAAAUGCUGAACUCUGUCUUUUACAAGUUAAGUAGUAAGUUCAGUAGGCUUAGCACAUGAUGG